Cladophialophora psammophila CBS 110553 is the source of this 3321-nucleotide messenger RNA. RefSeq lists its product as uncharacterized. The transcript is spliced from 2 exons. The record is from RefSeq and is a predicted model, not a curated record. The coding region runs from base 1 to 3321 and encodes 1106 amino acids. Gene Ontology annotation, molecular function: mRNA binding; protein binding. Gene Ontology annotation, biological process: regulation of transcription by RNA polymerase II; transcription elongation by RNA polymerase II; regulation of DNA-templated transcription elongation. Gene Ontology annotation, cellular component: DSIF complex. NCBI's taxonomy places the organism in Eukaryota, Fungi, Ascomycota, Eurotiomycetes, Chaetothyriales, Herpotrichiellaceae.
AUGGCUUCCGGACAAUCAUGGCUGAACCAAGACUUUGGUGGAGACGACGAAGAAUCAGACAAUGACUUCAACCCUGGGGUCGAGGCAGGGUCAGAUGCCGGAGAUGAGGAUAAUGAAGAUUCAAAACCGCAGAACACUGCGAGAAGAGCGAAUGAUGAGGACGAGGACGAGGACGACGAACGCCCCGCACCUGCCGCGAACGGCAACAAGUCGACCUCUCCAGUGCGCAAAAGUAGACGACCGCCGCCCGAUGAGGACGAUGAUGAAGGUGACCAAGAAGAGCAGGCGGAUGAUGGUGAAAAUGAUGAAGGCGAAGGGGAAGACCUGAACGGAGAAGAUGAGGACGAGGAAGAUGAAGAAGAAGAGGAUGAGGAGGACGAAGACGCAAUCACCAGUCGACCCAGAAAGCGACGGAGACGAGGUCUGAAUCAGUUCUUCGAAGAAGAAGCCGAAGUCGACGAGGAUGACGAUGAACUUGAAGCUGAGGAGGACGAGCUCGGGCCAGACUUCAUCGAACAGAAUCAUCCCGACGACGAUCUCCCGCCUGAAGCAGACCACGACGACGCGAGGCAUAGGGAACUGGAUCGCCAGCGACAGAUGGAGGCCUCGAUGGACCUGGAGAAACAGGCGGCAGCCUACAAAGAGCGGUACGGUCGGCGAACAGCUGCGGCUCUCAGCCAGGGCUCUUUCGUGCCUCAGAACCUGCUCAUGCCCGACGUCAAUUCCCCGUCUAUCUGGGGGGUCAGAUGCAAAGCUGGAAAGGAGAGAGAAAUUGUCGGCAGGAUCAUGAAGAAAUACUUCGAGAGCAAGGGUCGGAAUCAGCUGAGGAUCACCUCAGCUUUUGAAAGAGGCGAUGGCCCCAUGGCUGGGUAUAUCUUUGUCGAAGCUCUCAAUAAGAGCGAUGUCGAAGACGCCCUUACCAAUAUCCCGGAUGUCUAUCCGCGAUCGAAGAUGAAUCUUGUCCCGAUCCCUGAGAUGCCCGACUUGUUGAGAACGAGAAAGGACAGGGAGCUGGAGGUCGGUGGCUACGUGCGCAUCAAGCGAGGCCUCUACAUGGGUGACCUGGCCAUGAUCGAGGACGUUGAGACUAAUGGGCUUGAAGUGACCCUUCGACUGGUGCCUAGACUUUCCUACGGCUUGGAUGAAGACCAAGGUCGACCGGCUCUCGCAGAUGCAAAGCGCAAACGACCAAAUGCAUUUGGGCCGAUCAACACCUUUCAAAAUCGACCUCCACAGAGGCUGUUUAACGAGCUUGAAGCCAAGAAGAGACACGAGAGAUUUGUGACUCAAAACAGAGGGCUGACAGGGAAGAGUUUCACAUACAAAGGCGACACCUACGAAAACGGUUUCUUGAUCAAGGAUUUCAAGUUGCAGCAUCUGAUCACCGAGAAUGUCAACCCGAAACUGGAGGAGAUUACCAAGCUUACCAAAACCGCUGCCGACGGCUCUGAGUUGCUUGAUCUCGAAACUUUGGCCCACAGUCUACGGAAUACGACUGUGGAGGGCAACUACAUGCCUGGCGACGAGGUAGAAGUUUACGAGGGAGAACAGAGGGGCAUUGUCGGCAAGACGGAAGCUGUUCAUGGCAACAUUGUCUCCAUCAUGGUCUCGGAGGGCGAGUUGACCGGCCAGCUCGUCGAAGUGCCUAUCAAGGGUCUGCGGAAACGCUUCAAGGAGGGCGACAAUGUGAAAAUCAUUGGAGGCAGCAAAUACCGCGAUGAAGUGGGAAUGGUGUUGCGGAUCAAGAAUGACAAGGUCACGGUCCUCACCAACAACAGCAACGAAGAGAUCACCGUCUUUAGCAAAGAUCUCAGAGAAGCCACCGACUCUGGCAGUGGUGGCGCAGGAAGCAGCAAAUUCGAUGUGCAAGAACUGGUGCAGCUUGAUCCUACCACGGUUGGCUGCGUGAUCAGAGCCGAUCGAGAUUCGGUUCGGAUCCUUGACCAAAACGGCUCCGUGAUGACCAAAAUACCUUCUCAGAUCCAGAAGAUUGAAGCGCGGAAAAAUGCUGUUGCCACGGAUAAGAAUGGGUCAGAAAUUCGCAUAGGCGACGUGGUGCGAGAGUCUGGAGGAGAGGGAAAAUCCGGGACGAUCCUCCAUAUUCACAGAGGAUAUGUCUUUUGCCACAACAAGCUUGGAAUCGAGAAUGCGGGCAUCUGGGUCAAUCGCUGCACCAACGUUAUCACCACGGCUGCAAAGGGUGGACGCAUCACCGCUCCCAGCACCGACUUGACGAAAAUGAAUCCCGCCCUCCAAAUGAAACGACCAGACAUGUCCAUGGCCCCUCCACAACGACCAGGACGAGAUCCUCUCCAAGGGAGACUCGUGCAUAUCAACAAGGGAACAUACAAAGGUCACCGUGCUAUUGUCAAAGACACCACAGCUGGCGAAGCGAGACUUGAACUUCAGACGAAGAACAAGGUCAUCAAUGUCAGCAAGAUGGACCUUUCAAUCAUUGACACCAACACGCAAAACCGGACAAGAUAUGAAGACUGGAUCAGGCAGCGUGGUGGCCCAUCAACAAUAAGAACCGGGCUCGGUGUCCCCAGCUCCCGAGUCCCCGAUGCAGGCUUUGGAGGACGAACUCCCAUGGGCGUCAUGGAUGGAGGGCGAACUCCAGCAUGGGGCACCUCGUCAAGGACGCCUGCCUGGAGCGACCCUGGAUCCGGUGGCCUCGAUUCUGGCCGCACACCGACAUGGAAGGGACCUUCAGGCUCCCAGACCUCUUACGGGGGAGGUAGCAUGACUUCGUACGGGGGGGCGGGCAACUACUCCGCCAAUCCAGGUUCACGCACCCCGGCAUGGAGCUCCAAUGCAAAGACUCCCUACGGUGCCGACCAUGGAUUCGGAUCGUCUGGCUCGUCUGGCUCGUCUGGCUUUGACGCCUUUGCAGCCGGCUCACGCACACCAGCUUAUAACUCAGCCUCAUCACGCACUCCAGCUUGGGGCGGCCCCGGCAGUUCCGCAGCGUCUGCUCCAACGCCUGGUGCGCGUCCUUACGACGCGCCGACCCCGGGAAUCUCAGCACCUACGCCGUCCGCAUCUGGGUCUGGCCGCUAUGAGGACGAAGCAUACACCCCGUAUCUCAGCGCGCCGACGCCGGGCGCUUCAGCCGCCGUCCAAGACGCGCCGACUCCGGCACCGCCGAGUUUCGCAAAGAGUGCAAAUCGCGAGCCGUUGAAGAACAAUCGGUUGGCCGUCUUUGACGCUCCCACUCCUGCUGCGAGCGCACCGACGCCGUACGCCAGCGGUGGGUUUGAUGCACCUACCCCAGCAGCCGGGGGUCCGCGAUACGUGGACGACGAGGACGAUGAGGAGUGA